Messenger RNA from Daphnia carinata, 1111 nucleotides. RefSeq names its product probable rRNA-processing protein EBP2. Gene Ontology annotation, biological process: ribosomal large subunit biogenesis; rRNA processing. The transcript has 5 exons. Bases 89 to 1075 code for a protein of 328 amino acids. NCBI's taxonomy places the organism in Eukaryota, Metazoa, Arthropoda, Branchiopoda, Diplostraca, Daphniidae. The record is from RefSeq and is a predicted model, not a curated record. Gene Ontology annotation, cellular component: nuclear periphery; nucleolus; preribosome, large subunit precursor.
UGAAAAGCUUCUGCUUCUCAAUUGCCGUCAACUCGUGGUCUUCUGUGCAAGAGACAAGAAAAGCAAUCUUCCAGAAUAGUAUCUCAAAAUGAAGAAAAAACUCCCCGUGAAAACGUUUGAAUCAGAGAGUGAAGAAACUGACAUUGAUUCGGAUGAAGAGCUUCUUGAAGCCUUUGAAAGUGGCGAAGUGAAACCUGGAUUGAACCAAAAAGCGCCGGCUCCAAGACAAUACACCAACAAUUCUAAAUUGCUGAAUGCAAAACUCAAUGAUAUGGUUCUGAAGCUUGACUGGAUAGAACGUCUUGAUUUAACAACUAAGUUGGACCCCAUUGUUGAUGGUAUUCUUAACAGCAAGGAGGAAACACAACCAACAUACAAGAUUGAAACUCCUGGAGAUCGCAUUGUAGAUGAUCUUCAAAGAGAAACAUUGUUCUACCGUCAAGCACAGAGUGCUAUUAUAGAAGGGCUUGCAAGGCUGAAAACACUAGGCAUCCCCACCAGAAGACCAGAAGACUACUUUGCUCAAAUGGCAAAGUCAGAUGAUCACAUGUUGAAGGUCAAAAGACGAAUCCUUACUCAGCAAGUGGCUCAAGAAAAAUGCCAGAAAGUUAAAAAACUCAGAGAACUUAAGAAAUAUGGUAAAAAGGUCCAAGUUGAAGUUGGUCUGCAGCGCGCCAAGGAGAAGAGAGAGUUGCUUUCUAAAGUCAAGCAGUACCGUGAAGGCAAGUUGGCGUCGCUUGACUUUCUUGAUGAUGACGGUGGCAAAAAGAAAAAUAUGGUUGAAAUCACCAAACAGAAGACAAAAGAAAAGAAUGAAUUCAAACAAGUCUUUCAACCAAUGAGCAAAGGCCUAACCAAGGGAAAAGGCAAAGGAAAGAGCCCAGGCAAAGGUAAAAGCCAAGAUAAGCGCAAAUCAAAAGAAAACAAAUUUGGUUUUGGAGGAAAAAAGAGUGGUACUAAGAAGAACAACAUGAAAAAGGACUCCGGCAAUGACAGGAACAGCAAAGGUGGACAAAGAGGUCCCAAGAACCGACAGGGAGGCAAGAAAAUGAAAGGCGGUGGACGAAAACGUUAAAAUGGUUUGAAUAAUUGAAUUAAACGAUGUGACAAU